Molecule: messenger RNA, 1970 nt
Organism: Otolemur garnettii (small-eared galago)
Lineage: Eukaryota; Metazoa; Chordata; Mammalia; Primates; Galagidae
Gene: PXDC1
Product: PX domain containing 1
Exons: 5
Coding region: 375-1070 (231 amino acids)
Molecular function (GO): phosphatidylinositol binding
Source: RefSeq, a predicted model, not a curated record
GCCAGAAAACCCCCUCCGUGCGCUGCCCGCGGUUCACGGGAGGCGGGAGGGAGGCGGACGGGCCUGGCCUCGACGUCGUCGACCGCGCCGCCCGCGAUGGGAAGUGCCUUAUAAAGCCGCCGCCCGGACCCGCCGGCGCGACUCGUCCCCGCGCGGCUCCGAGCGCAGGCGCUCGCGGCAUCCUGGGAGUGCCCCGGCAGACUCCGGACGGACCUCAGAGCCGGAGAGAUCCCGACUGACUGACCCCAGUCUGGCACAGACCCGGUCCCCGCACAGACCUCGGCCGGAUCCGGGCCCGGGCGGACCCCGCGGGGCGGGAGCGCGGGCGGGGGCCGAGGGCGCCCCUGGCGGCGGGGGUAUGCGCGGCCCGCGGCAUGGCCUCGGCGGUGUUUGAGGGCACGUCGCUGGUGAACAUGUUCGUGCGCUGCUGCUGGGUGAACGGCAUUCGCCGGCUCAUCGUGAGCCGGCGCGGCGACGAGGAGGAGUUCUUCGAGAUCCGCACCGAGUGGUCCGACCGCAGCGUGCUCUACCUGCACCGCAGCUUCGCCGACCUGCGCCGCCUGUGGCAGCGCCUCCGCGACGCCUUCCCCGAGGACCGGCCCGAGCUGGCGCACGGGCCGCUGCGGCAAGGACUGGUUGCCAUAAAGGAUGCCCAGGACAUAGAAACCAGGCUUAAUGAGGUGGAGAAGCUGCUGAAAACCAUCAUAAGCAUGCCGUGUAAGUUUUCUAGGUCAGAAGUUGUGCUUACCUUCUUUGAAAGAUCUCCUCUGGAUCAGGUGUUAAAAAAUGAUAAUGUACAUAAAAUUCAACCCAGCUUCCAAAGUCCAGUCAAAAUAUCAGAAAUCAUGAGGUCCAAUGGAUUUUGUUUGGCAAAUACAGAAACGAUAGUUAUUGACCACAGUAUACCAAACGGAAAAGACCAGCACCUGGGCGUGGAUCCUACGGAGCACUUAUUUGAGAAUGGCAGUGAGUUCCCCUCAGAGCUGGAGGAUGGGGAUGACCCAGCAGCUUACGUCACCAACCUGUCCUAUUACCACCUGGUCCCUUUUGAGACAGACAUUUUGGACUGAGCCUCAACAUCAGGCCUCCUGCACCUCAGCCCUUUACUGUGGCUCUGACGCUGUCUGCCAUGCUGGACCCAACAGCUAAAGCUGCUGGACCUCCCAUAGGUCCCAGGCCUCCCUGGUUACCCAUGCCCAUAGCUGGGUGUCCUGCAAGUGGGGCAAGUGGCGGGGGCAUCUCGUGGCUUGGGCUGACGACAAGGUCUCCAGUGGCCAGGGGUCAGGUCACAGAGGCCGCAGGGCCUAUGCUUGGGAGGGUCUCCUCCCUCGCUGUGACCCCACCAGCCUGCUUCUCUGUCCCUGGGCCUUGGCUUCUUGCUCUCAGUGUCUGCAGGGAUGUGGUCUGCCCAGUGGGGACGGUCCCUGCCGGCUCCGCUCUCACUGUUACUGCUUUUUGGGAGGAGCGUUUUUCUUGGCUGGGGGCGCCCAGGAGAUUUUUGACAAGUCACCGUGCUCUGGAAAACACAGGAUUCCCUGGAAACUGGGAUUUGAGGCCUUUCCUUUUUGCUUUUCAUCUUCUAUCUGGAAACUGGGCUUGGAUCGACCCAGAAGAGUGGUCAAGCUCAAAAAGGGAGUACUGGCUGCAGGGAUAGGGGACAUCAGCUAGGAUUGGUCGCCCACCUGUGCUAGGACUAAGAGGUGACAUUCUCCUGAAGAGAUAAGGAAGCCCACGUGCAUCUCCUGUCCUCCGCAGUGCUGUAGCCACGGUGACCCUAAAAGGAUGGGAAUCUAGGGGGAGCUGAGGCUUCACUGCCCCCAGGGGAGGGUCUGGGUUCCGUGAGCUUCUAUCCUCAGUGUCUACUAACGGCUGACAUUUGCUAAUGUAAAUACUAGUAAAUUAUUGAGAAUUCUAAUUCUUUUACACAGUCUUUUAAAUCUAUUUUAAUUAAAUAAAAAUCUGUCACUCUA